Messenger RNA from Oryzias melastigma (Indian medaka), 551 nucleotides. It is a transcript of the gene lsm3, whose product is annotated as LSM3 homolog, U6 small nuclear RNA and mRNA degradation associated. The transcript has 4 exons. Gene Ontology annotation, biological process: P-body assembly; mRNA splicing, via spliceosome. The record is from RefSeq and is a predicted model, not a curated record. The coding region runs from base 106 to 414 and encodes 102 amino acids. Gene Ontology annotation, cellular component: U4/U6 x U5 tri-snRNP complex; catalytic step 2 spliceosome; precatalytic spliceosome. Gene Ontology annotation, molecular function: RNA binding. Lineage: Eukaryota; Metazoa; Chordata; Actinopteri; Beloniformes; Adrianichthyidae.
UGUAAUAUUAUUUGAAGCGCACGUGCUUGUUGUCAUUUCAAAAUCUUAUUUUUUACGGACCUGGCAACCUUUGCACCGGAAUUGACGCGCGCACGCUCGAACAGUAUGGCGGACGAAGCUGAGCAGCAACCAUCCACCAACACAGUUGAGGAACCGCUUGAUCUAAUCAGGCUCAGUCUGGAUGAGCGGAUCUACGUAAAAAUGAGGAAUGACCGGGAGCUCCGCGGCCGCCUCCAUGCGUAUGAUCAGCAUCUUAACAUGAUCCUGGGAGACGUGGAAGAGACGGUGACCACGGUGGAGAUCGAUGAAGAAACAUACGAAGAACUCUACAAGUCUACAAAGCGGAACAUACCCAUGCUGUUCGUCAGAGGAGAUGGCGUGGUCCUCGUAGCCCCGCCCCUCAGAGUGGGUUAGCCUGCCAACUUCACUGUGAGAGCUUCUGACAGAGAAGCUGCAGCUGUCACGAUGCACUGAAACAGUGUUUGAAUUCAGUCAUUUUAUUUCCUUCUUUCAAAGACAGUAUUCAGUUUUUAGUUACCAAAAAAAAAAAA